Rhincodon typus (whale shark) is the source of this 4305-nucleotide messenger RNA. It is a transcript of the gene ptprt, whose product is annotated as protein tyrosine phosphatase receptor type T. Lineage: Eukaryota; Metazoa; Chordata; Chondrichthyes; Orectolobiformes; Rhincodontidae. Gene Ontology annotation, biological process: protein dephosphorylation. The coding region runs from base 1 to 4305 and encodes 1434 amino acids. The record is from RefSeq and is a predicted model, not a curated record. The transcript has 33 exons. Gene Ontology annotation, molecular function: protein tyrosine phosphatase activity; protein binding. Gene Ontology annotation, cellular component: membrane.
AUGACUGGGUUGGCAGGCAGUUGCUCAUUUGAUGAGUAUUACAGCAGCUGUGGAUACAUUCUGGCUCUUGGGACCAAUGGAUUCACCUGGGAGCAAAUUAACACACGGGAAAAGCCAUCCACAGAUCCAUCUGUGCCAACAGGAUCCUUUAUGAUGGUGAACAGCUCUGGACGGAUCUCAGGACAGAAGGCUCAUCUAUUAUUGCCCAUAUUGAAAGAGAAUGACACACACUGCAUUGACUUUCAUUAUUUUCUGUCGAGCAAAGACAGAUCAAGCCCUGGAGCUUUAAAUGUUUAUGUGAAAGUUAAUGGUGGACCUCAAGGAAACCCUGUAUGGAAUGUGUCUGGGAUAGUUACUGAAGGAUGGAUUAAGGCAGAACUGGCUAUCAGCACAUUUUGGCCAAACUUCUAUCAGGUUAUUUUUGAAUCAGUUGCUUCAAAGGGCCAUCCUGGAUACAUUGCAAUAGAUGAAGUUAGAGUACUCGCUCAUCCAUGCAGGAAAGCCCCUCAUUUCCUUCGGCUACAGAACGUGGAAGUGAACGCAGGACAAAAUGCCACAUUUCAGUGUAUCGCUGGUGGAAAGUGGUCCCAGCACGACAAGUUAUGGUUGCAGCAAUGGAAUGGAAAGGAUACAGCAUUGAUGGUGACAAGGGUGGUUAACCACAGACGUUUUUCUGCCACUGUCAGUGUGGCAGAUACAUCACAGAAGACUACAAGUAAAUAUAGAUGUGUGAUUCGCUCAGAAGGAGGCUCGGGAGUGUCCAACUAUGCAGAACUAAUUGUGAAAGAUCCACCCACACCCAUUGCUCCACCUGAGCUUUUGGCCGUAGGUGCAACCUACUUGUGGAUCAAACCCAAUGCAAAUUCCAUAAUAGGAGAUGGUCCUAUCAUCCUAAAGGAAGUAGAGUACCGGACCACCACAGGAAAUUGGGCUGAAACACACAUUGUGGAUUCUCCUACCUACAAAUUAUGGCAUCUUGAUCCGGAUGUGGAAUAUGAAAUUAGAAUCCUACUGACACGACCUGGGGAUGGUGGGACAGGACCUCCAGGUCCACCUCUUACAACAAGAACCAAAUGUGCAGAUCCAGUGCAUGGACCUCAGAAUGUAGAAGUCGUGGAUGUCCGAUCACGACAGUUGACUAUUCAUUGGGAGCCAUUUGGUUACGCGGUCACUCGUUGUCAUAGCUACAAUUUGACUGUUCAGUAUCAGUAUGUGCUUGGUCACCGGGAAUACACAGCAGAAGAACUGAUGCAGACAUCAUCCCAUUAUACAUUACGAGGGUUGCAUCCAUACACGACAGUGAAACUCCGGCUCGUACUACUUAAUCCAGAAGGAAAGAAAGAAAGUGAUGAGAUAGUUAUCCAAACUGAAGAAGAUGUGCCUGACCUGGUGCCCUUGGAAUCAAUUCAAGGAGGUCCAUUUGAGGAGAAGAUAUAUCUGCAGUGGAAACCACCCAAUGAAACUAAUGGAAUAAUUACCCUCUAUGAGAUAACCUACAAAGCUGCUGGUUCCUUUGACCCUAAUGUGGAACUAUCAAGCCAAAGAGGGAGGGUGUUCAAACAACGAAAUGAGACACACCACUUGUUUGUCGGACUUUACCCAGGAACCACAUACUCGUUCACAAUAAGGGCAAGCACGGUGAAAGGAUUUGGGUUGCCGGUUACCACCCGAAUUACCACAAAGAUUUCAGCGCCUUCAAUGCCACGAUACGAUACAGAUGCGCCUUUGAAUGAGUCGGACACAACCAUCACAGUCCUGUUGAAGCCAGCUCAAUCAAGAGGAGCUCCGAUCAGUGCCUAUCAACUGGUUGUUAAGGAAGAACACUUACAAAAGGCCAGGAGAGCAGCAGAUACGACUGACUGUUUUCCUGUCCCAGUCAGCUACAAGAAUGCUUCUGUAUUUGAUUCACUACAUUACACUGCUGCAGAGCUGAGACCUGUGAACCUUCCUAUGACUCAGCCAUUUACUGUUGGAGAUAACAAAACGUACAAUGGCUAUUGGAAUCCGCCAUUGUCCCCAGUGAAAAGCUACAGUAUAUAUUUUCAAGCACUCAGCCAAGCUAAUGGGGAAACCAAAAUCAGCUGUUUAAGACUGGCAACUAAAGGUAGGAUACAAAUAACUACACCAUACAUACUUGUCAUCCCAAGUGCAGGUGCCUCAACACAGAACUCCAAUACAGUGGAGCCAGAAAAACAAGUAGAUAACACAGUGAAAAUGGCUGGAGUUAUCGCAGGAAUCCUAAUGUUCAUCAUCAUCAUGCUGGGAGUGAUGCUGAUAGUUAAAAAACGGAGGAGUGCUUAUUCCUACUCAUACUACCUGAAACUAGCAAAGAAGCAGAAGGAAACACAGAACAGCACCCAGCGAGAGAUGGAACCUGUGGUAACAACAACAGACAAGAGUUGUAAUAAACACAGAUCAGCUCCAAGAGAUGAAGCAUUAUCAACAGACCAAGGAGCACCCAAUACCAUAAUAGACAGCAACCAUGAGGAUAUCAGUCAGCCAGCUAGAGUCGUUCAAACUCAUUCCUACAGAAAUUGUGAACCUGUUGAAAUGUCAUAUCAAACUGGACACCUUCAACCUGCUAUACGAGUAGCAGAUCUACUGCAGCACAUCACACAGAUGAAAUGUGGCAAGGGUUAUGGCUUUAAGGAAGAAUAUGAGAGUUUGUCAGAAGGACAGUCAGCAGCUUGGGACACUGCCAAGAAAGAGGAAAAUCGCUCCAAGAACAGAUAUGGGAACAUCAUUGCUUAUGACCAUUCUCGAGUACGACUUCAACUACUAGAUGGAGAUCCCCAUUCAGAAUAUAUAAAUGCCAACUACAUUGAUGGUUACCACAGACCACGCCACUACAUAGCUACUCAAGGUCCUAUGCAGGAGACAGUUAAAGAUUUUUGGAGAAUGAUUUGGCAGGAGAAUUCAUCCAGUAUCGUCAUGGUAACUAAUCUGGUGGAAGUGGGAAGGGUGAAAUGCUGCAGAUAUUGGCCAGAUGAUACUGAGCUGUAUGGAGACAUUAAAGUAACACUUGUGGAGACAGAGCCAUUAGCAGAGUAUGUUAUACGGACUUUCACAGUUCAAAAGAAAGGUAAUCAUGAAAUUCGAGAGAUUAGACAGUUCCACUUUACUAGUUGGCCUGAUCAUGGAGUACCAUGCUAUGCGACAGGGUUAUUGGGAUUUGUAAGACAAGUAAAGUUCCUGAACCCAACUGACGUUGGUCCUGUUAUUGUGCAUUGCAGUGCGGGUGCAGGGAGGACUGGCUGCUUUAUCGCCAUUGACAUCAUGCUUGAUAUGGCAGAAAGUGAAGGUGUCGUGGAUGUUUACAAUUGUGUCAGAGAACUUCGCUCACAGAGGGUCAACAUGGUACAGACAGAGGAACAGUAUGUCUUUGUUCAUGAUGCAAUUUUGGAGGCAUGCUUAUGUGGAAACACAACUAUACCAGUCUGUGAAUUCAGAGCAAUGUUUUAUAACAUCAGCAAAGUGGACCCACAAACCAAUUCCAGCCAAAUCAAAGAUGAGUUCCAGACAUUAAAUAUCGUAACCCCCCGUGUACGUGCUGAGGAUUGCAGUGUUGGUCUAUUACCUCGCAAUCACGACAAGAAUCGUAAUAUGGAAGUCCUUCCACCAGAUAGAUGUCUCCCAUUCCUUAUUUCUGUAGAUGGUGAAACAAAUAACUACAUAAAUGCUGCACUCAUGGACAGCCACAAGCAGCCUGCGGCCUUUAUUGUCACACAGCACCCUUUACCAAAUACUGUGACCGAUUUCUGGAGACUAGUGUUUGAUUACCAUUGCUCAGCAAUCGUAAUGUUGAAUGAACUUGAUGCUGCACAGCUCUGCAUUCAGUACUGGCCAGAGAAAAGUCUGUGUUGCUAUGGUCCCAUUCAAGUGGAAUUCAUUUCAGCAGACUUUGAAGAGGAUAUCAUUGUUCGAGUUUUUCGGAUCUACAAUAUGGCACGACCUCAGGAUGGAUACCGUAUCGUGCAGCAGUUCCAGUUUAUUGGUUGGCCAUCAUACAGGGACACACCAGUGUCAAAACGCUCCUUUUUGAAACUGAUAAGGCGUCUGGAGAAAUGGCAAGAGGAGUAUGAUGGGGGUGAUGGUCGCACUGUGGUGCACUGCUUCAAUGGCGGUGGGCGAAGUGGAACACUUUGUGUAGUUCGUAGUAUCUGUGAGAUGAUUCAUCAACAGAAUAUCAUUGAUGUUUUUCACACAGUCAAAACACUACGAAACAACAAAUCCAAUAUGGUAGAUACACUGGAGCAAUACAAAUUCUGCUACGACGUGGCACUGGAGUAUUUGAAUUCAUUUUGA